UUCAUUUUGUCUGAAGCUGGAUAGAAUUGAAAGCGAACCAAACACCAAAGCCACGGGCAUGAUGGCUAAGAAGCCCCCAAAACCAGCGCCCCGCAGGAUCUUCCAGGAGAGGUUAAAGAUCACUGCUCUACCCCUGUACUUUGAAGGGUUUUUAUUAGUCAAACGGUCUGAUUACCAGGAGUACAAACACUAUUGGACAGAGUUGAGAGGAACCACACUCUUCUUUUAUACCGACAAAAAAAGUACAAUAUAUGUUGGCAAGUUAGACAUAAUAGACCUUGUAUGCCUUACUGACCAAAAUUCACCUGAAAAGAGUUGUGCAAAAUUCACUCUUGUUUUGCCUAAAGAGGAAGUGCAACUGAAGACAGAAAACACAGAAAGUGGGGAAGAAUGGAGGGGCUUCAUUCUUACAGUAACAGAGUUGUCGGUUCCUCAACACGUAUCGCUUCUACCCGGGCAAGUGAUUAGACUACACGAAGUCUUAGAGAGAGAGAAGAAAAGAAGGCUUGAGACAGAACAGCCGCCAAUUAUACCUGCAGAGAAAGAGAAGGAGCCAGUACAAGAUGAUGUGGAUGCACCGAACCCUAUGCCAGCAUGUUUUUAUGCAGUUUCCCGGAAAGAAGCAACUGAGAUGCUGGAGAAGAAUCCUUCUUUGGGAAAUAUGAUCCUGAGACCUGGUAGUGACAGUAAAAACUUCUCCAUCACUAUCCGGCAGGAGAUAGAAAUGCCAAGAAUCAAGCACUACAAAGUGAUGAGCACUGGAAAGAACUACACCAUCGAACUGGAAAAGCCUGUAACACUGCCAAACCUUUUCAGCGUCAUUGAUUAUUUUGUGAAGGAAACUCGAGGGAAUUUGAGACCAUUUAUACAUUCAACUGAUGACAAUCUUGAUCAAGAGCCCAACAUAGAAGAAAGAAGUGAGAAGCUUAAGAAAAAUCCACACAAGGCAUGAAAUAACGUGGAAACUGCCUCCUUGAUAUUUAUUGUUUUCAAAAGGAAGAUUUUUCUCUUCUAAAAACCAUUAUCUCUAUUUCCUUGACCCUAGUCACUUGUUUGGGCACAAGAAUAAAACGAUGCACCAUAUAAUUUCAUUGUUUGAUCAGUAGGAGACCAAUUUACUGGUUACCACCAGCUGUCUGUAGAGUAACUUGAUUCAUGCAUUUCUCUAUAUUAAGUGGCAAAAAUUUGUUUUAUAAAGCCAGGUUUUUGUUCCUCCUUGGCUUCAAUGAAAUACAUUUCACAUAUACAAUUUGCAAUGCAGAUUAUCUAGUUCCCCUAAAUCCUACUUAUUUUCUAAACCUUAACUAGGUUUUUGGUAAAAUCUGAUUGGACCAGUUAAUCAAUUAUAAGUUAUUUAAUUGAUCUAGUUGGCGGUCACAGACAUGAAAUGAGCUAGAAAAUGCCCAUCUGGUAGAAAUACCCUAUGGUCGCAUAUUAUGUUCAUGGAAUUAAUGCAACUCUUUUUUAUGUUCUUCCUUGCCGAUAUCUUUCUACUAGUUCAAAACUCACCCAUAGCUCAUUACAGGAUGACAAAAUAAACACCACUGUUGCAAAUUUAAUACUAUGAUUACUGUGAUUCAUUUCUUUAAAAAUACAGAACCUUCAUCCAGACUAGGUAUCAUACUACUUUUUUUUUUUUUUGAGACAAUUUCUCUGUGUGGCCUUGGUUGUCCUGGAACUUGCUCCGUAGACCAGGCUAGCCUCAAACUCACAGACUUUAUGGUCAAAAAAUUCAAGAAUAAUGUAAUUCAGAAUGAAAUGGUAUGGUUUCUAGCUUAUUCGUGGUUCAAAUUAUUUGGGUAUUUAGUUUGUUUUUCUCACCUUAAAAAACAAAAACGCAAGCAGGCUAGAAUGGAUUAAGAUUCUCUUAGUUCCAAAAUAUUAUAAAGAUGUUAAGGAGAAAUUAGGACACAGAGCAAAGACUGUAUGAGACCCAGGGUGAAGAUGGACAUUUAUGUUGGCAAAAAGGAUCCCUUGGGGGAAAACAGAGCAAUCAGACAUUUAAAGACUUCCAGCCUCAACACUAUGAGAAAAUAUUUUUUUGUGCCUUAAGCCGUGUAUUUGUUAUGGAACUCCGGUAAACUAAUUAAAUGAGCGAUCUUCUAAGUCUCCCUUCCAGAAUUUCUGAGGUUUGCCUUUUUAGUAUAUGCCACAGGUAAUUACUACACACAAUAAAGUUUGAGAUUAUCUUAAAUUUCUGUGUAGGAAUAUAUGCAAAAUCAAGUAAAGCUAUCUUUUAAAUGGAGAGUUAGUGUUAAUGGGAAUUCUUAGAUCUGGGACAUAAAGUGAGUAAUAUUUAUAGAAAUCUGAUAAGGAACACAUAGCUCAUGCACCAAAUGAGGCUAAGAGACUGAUAGCUUUAACUUAACAUCUGAAACUGUUAAGUCAAUUAUUCCUCUAAGAAAAUACAGUGCUUAAAAUUGAAAAACUAUACUUUAAAAAAAGAUUUAUUUUAAUGUGCAUUGGUGUUUUGUCUGCAUGUAUGUCUGUGUGAGGGUGCCAGGUCCUCUAGAACUGGAGUCAUAGACAGUUGUGAGCUGCCAUAUAGGUGCUGGGAAUUGAACUUGGGUUCUCUGGAAGAGCAGCCCACGCUCUUAACUGCUGAGCCAUCUCUCCAGCCCAGAACAAAUACUUUUAAUGUGCUGAUAUGAAAAAGAUCAAAGAAUGUUAUAUAGGUAUAUAAAAACACAAGCAUUGACUAUUAUAGAAUUCAGACACUAAACAGAACUAAAUACAACAGAACUAAAAUAUGUAAAAGAAAUGUGUGAUAAAAUAUAAGUUGGAUAAACAAAGUUGAUCCCUGUAUGAUAAAGAACUCUAAAACUCACCACUGUAUGUUCAUGCAUUUGGCAGAUAAAGGAAAGAAUGACUAGUCCAGGGUCGGUGAAUUCUAGGCCUAGAAUCAUUUUAAAAGCUUGUUUACUCACAUGACAGAUACCUGAGGCUGUUGAUAGCCUCAUUGUUUACGUGGGCUACUCUGGUUUUCUUUACAAACUGGAUUCUGAGAGUAUGUUUCACAAGGGAAACAAUAUGCAACAGAAUGAGAGCAACCCAGGAAGGGUGCUUUGCCCCAACCAUGGUAGUCUUAAACAGGGCUGGGAGAGGCAACCUUCUACAUGAGUAUUUGCUUCUGGAAAUAUUGCUGUUUGGGGAAUAUACAGUCUGCCAAAAGGUAAUGAUUAAGGUUAGUUUUAUUUUGUGCAAAUAUACAGAAUUUAAUAUAGUAAAAAACACUAGUCAAGACAAAACAAGGCAUACCUUUAAGAAGACAGAAACCAUGAUUUAUUUUAAUAAAGAAUUUAACAUAAAAAUCAGUAAACACAUUUUGGGAGAAAUGGAAAUGUCCACAUAAAACACUACUAUAAGGAAGGUGCGAGCAUUAUAGAGCUGGGGAAGAGAUGCUCUGUGGGAGGGCAGAGGAAAAACUACAGCCUGCCACACAGUCACAGCUGCUGGAAGAGCAGUUGUCAGGGCAAGAUCAGUCAAUGCCUCCUGACCACCAAAUCCUAGCAACUGUAGUAUAUACUAGGCAAACAUCUAAAAUUUAGAACACAUAAAGGUUCAAAGUAGGUGGACAGAAGAAAUUAUUCCAUGAGAUUACUGACCAAAAAGAAACUGGAGAUGGCCAAAGAUAAAAGACUUUAAGGCACAAAGAGAUAAUUCACAUUGAUAAAAUACAAUUGAGCAGGAAAAUACAACAAACUAGAUUUACAGCCUCAGUCACUGUUCUAUUGCUGUGAAGACACACCAUGAUCAAAGCAACUUUUAUGAAAGGAAGCAUUUUAUUGGGGGCUUGCUUACAGUUUCAGAAGUUUAGUCUGUUAUCAUCAGGUGAGAAGAAUGGGGGCAGGCACGGCACUGGAUAAGUAGUUAAGAGUUUACAUUCUGAUCUGAAGGUACACACACACACACACACACACACACACACACACACACACACACACACACAGGGAAACUUCAACGCCCACCCCUAGUGCCACACUUCCUCCAACAUGGCCAAUCCUUCUAAUCCUUUCAAAUAGUUCCACUCCCUGGUGAGUAAGCAUUCAAAAAAUGGCCUGUGGGUGCCAUUCUUACUUAAACCACCACAUAUGAAUUUACUAAUAUUGCCUUAAGACAUAUAAAACAGAAACACACCCUGGGAGAAAAAAAACAAGUAAAUAGGUGAUUUUUAAUAUAACUCUUUUGGUAAUUCACAUUAUAGUUUAUUAAAAACACAUGAUAUAGAAAAUUUAAUAAUAUUAAAAGAUUUGAUAUCAUUGACAUGUACAGCACAUAGCCCCUAAUGACUACAGAAUGUAUCAGUUCCAAAUUGAUAAAAACUAUCAUAUUCUGGGCCACCAAGUGAGUCUCUAAUGAAUUUACAGAUUAAAAAGAAAUCUUUUAAAUUUUCAUUAGUUUUUUUAAUGUUAAAAGAGUGAAAAUUUAUUUUGCUCAUGGGUAUGGAUAUUGGAAGCCUAAAUGUACAGGACUGAAAAUUGUGUAGGACCCCUUCCUGGGUCUCAACCUGGCUGGGAAAAUCAUUUCAAGUCAGGUUCAUUUCCACCUUUGAAACCACUGGUGUUAUGUCUGAUCUCCUCUAACCUAAUCACCUUUCUAAGUCUCACCUAAAAAUAACAAUAGCAAGACUAUGUUCCAAACAUGCCUGCUCUUUAGGGACCCACUGAAAUAACACCAAAAAGUUGUGAGACAAAUGUGGGUUAGGUUGCAAUGAUCUUGGCUCAUUAGAAUUUUUUUUUAUGAGUUUUUAAAUCAUCAGUACUUUCCAAACAUAUGGGUCUUUUAAUAAUCUUUAUAUUCUGAGUUUUAGUUUAGCUGGACCUUGGUUAAGAAAAAAAUGACCUAAUUUUUAGGGCCAGUCAAGAGGUGAGGACCCUGGUAACUUCAAAUCACAUUUGGAAAUUUGAAGAGAUGAACUUUAAGGGUAAGGGCAGACAAUAAGAGAAUAGGAGAAUAGUAGUCUGAAAUUCUACUUUGAAUCACAUUAGAAGGGCUAGAAAAUCUGAGUGGCUGAAAUUCCAUCAAAGUGAUUUUAGGUUACUAGUCCCCAGGCAGAAGCAAAAACAAGUCUCUGAAGAAUGAAAACAUUUAUUCUAUUAAAUAAUUUAUGCAUGAUUUCAAGUAAAAUACUGGCAAGUAUUAAAAGGAUACUGGAUACAAAAAAGAACAGAAGAAAUGCAUCAGAUAACAGACUCAGAGGAAGGCAUUAGAUUCUGAAAUUAGGCAGACUAUGCUGUUUGGUUAGAGAUGGUUCAGUGGGUAAGGGUACUUGCUGCUCUUGAGAGGAACAGGGUCUGGUCCAUAGCAUCCAUUCUUGGGCAACUCACAAAUGCCUGUAACUCCAGAUCUAGGGGCUCUGAUGCCUUCUGGCCUCUACAGGCACCUGCAUACACAUGGUAUGCAUAUCAUAUACCGAUGAUAUGCACAAACACAGAAAGGUGUGCACCAUGUGUAGAAACACACACCACACAUAAAUGAGAAAUUAAGAUUCUUUUGGCAAGAAAAGUGAAAACUGCCGGAGUGACCAGUUUGCAAGUUUACAAAGAAAUCUGAGAAUGGAAAAUAGAAGGGCUAAGAAUAGCCAAGACAUAUUAACAGAAAAAAAAAACUAAGUUUGAAGGAUGAAUUUUGUCAAACAUAAAAAUAUUAUCAGCUACAGUGAUGGAGACAGUAAUUACCAUUAGGGCAGAAAAGGAAAGGAACAAAAGGCUCAUUAGGAGACACACACCUUUUCUAAUGCUACCUUGGCAGAACCAGGGAAGAAAGGAAAACACUUUACCUAAGUACCACUGGUAUAGUACUAGCCAUCAUGUUCAAAAUUAACUCCCUAUGACUUACAACUCAAGCCUGAAAGGCAAAACUAAAGUGCUGAGAAGACAACAGGGGGAUCUCAGAAGAUGCCCCAGGCUGGCAACGAGGUUUAAUUACGAAACAAAAGAUUGGUCCUACUAGGUAUCUCACGUUUAGCUACAGAACAGAAGAUAUUUAAAACGAUAUAGACAAUAAAGACCAUGAUUUAUAAAGAUCUUUCACGUACCAAGUGAGGAAAAGCAUUGCCAACACAAAAGGAAGAUAUGUAACAGAUGUGACAACACACUUUUCAAAAAAGAAAGUGGAAAUGGCUAUGUGAAAAAGGUGCCUAUUCCCUCCCCACCCCUGGCAAUAAGUGAGGAAACGGUCAAUGAAAUACAACUGCAUAUCCACCACGCUGUCAAAAUACAAAACAAAAACCAUCCAAACUGACCUCCAUGUGGAGAAAAUGGGCGUCAGAGCAAGGGGAUGGUGCAUGGGAAGGGUUGGAAGGAGGAAAUGGAAGGGGGAAAUGAUGUAAUUAUAUUUUAAUAUUUUAAUUUCAAAACUAAAAUAUUAAAAAAUAUCUACAACCAGGCAAUUUUGAUCCUACACAUCUUCCACCAUUUGCAACUGAGGAGAAACAAAAUAACAUUUAUUACAGAACUGUAAUUACCCUGAACUAAAUACAUCUUUAUCAUUCACAGUCAGUACAACGUAAAGUGGUAUAUUAAUGCAAAGGUAAACUAUUACAGCAAUGGUAAAUAAAAUAUGGCUACAACAUGGAUGAACCACAGUGAAUGAAAGACAUAAAUGAAUGCAGAAUGAUUCUUUACAUACAGUUCCAAAGCAGGCAGAACUAAACUGUUGUUUAGAUUUACACACAGAGGGGGUAACACCACAAGAACAAGGUAACAGUACAAAAAUAAAAAAUAAAAGACAGACAUAAUUACCAGGGGUUUAAGAUAUCUGUGACUGGGGAGGGAUUAGGAAGGUUUCUGAUAUCAAUGAUGUAUUUAUUAACUUCAACACUGGUUAGAUAAGCAAACAUUUUAAAACUAUUCCUUAAACUGUAUAUUCACAUUUUAUAUACUUUCAGCAUGCAUGUCUCAAUUCAAACAGGAAGCUUCUGGGGCUGGAGCGAUGGCUCAGUGGUUAAAAUAACUGGCUGCCCUUCCAGAGAACCUGGCCGGUCAUAACUGUCUGUAACUCGUCUCGGGGGAUCCGACGCCCUCUUCUGGCUUCAAGAGCACUGCACACAUGUGGUGCAUAGACAUACAUAAUCCACACCCACAAAACAGACAGACACGCUUUCCAGGUACAGCAAGAGAAAAGCAAACACAAAUUGCCUGCUGACGCUUCAUCUGACUCCCUAGAGCCAACCUUUCUGAUUUCUGGUUUUGAGCUGGGACUCAAACCCAGAGUCUCGUGUUUGCUAGCGAGUACUCUACUGUAGAGUUACAUACAGCCCCAACUAUGGCUCUAUUUUUGCACUCUGACACUGUCCUAACAAUGUGUGUGCCAUGAAAGAUAAACUAUAAAAAUAAUAUAGUUUUUAAUCAAGUUUUACUUCUGGAACAAUGUGUAAGGAACUUAAGACACAUAAUACAACUGAUUCAGAUUCUAUAAGGAAUUGACUUUUGAAACCCCAAACUAGGUUUUUCAUGGAGUGACUAUUUCUGCCUGUUUUUCUCAUAUCUUUUUGCUCUUGGGGAUUAAAGUUAGGGCUCAGAGCUUAUUAAGCACACUCUGUCCCUUUGACUAUAUGCCAAAACUAGUCUGCUUGCAAAGCAUAGAAAUCAGGAAACACGGACAUGGUACUAACCACAGAGUAAGAGGUAUAAUUAAAUUCUCUGCAAUGAACCACAGAACAUAGUUUAUGACAAUAUUCUAAAAUUUCUUGGACUGAUUUUUAGGAUGGAUGGAUAUAUGUAUAUAUGUAUCACUGAAUGGAGUAACACCAAAUUGCUUUUCUUUCUCUUUUUAGCUAUAUUUUAGUAACAAUAAUCUUAAGGUACAAAAUAAAACAAUGGAAAAAGUUGUCAUUAACUUCAUUGUGGCUUUCUAGCUUAGUAAUAUUUAGGACGAUAGUAAUAAUCAUCACCUACAGAAAAACAAAAUGAAAAAACAAAUGGCAAAAUGAUUGUAAAUUUAAUUGUAAAAGAAGCCUAAUCCCAGUUGAUUUUAUUUACUGAUGCACUCUACAAAGCACGGUUCUCAUUUACUUCCAAAGAGAUGCAGAGACUUAGGUAAACAAACCCAAGCUAUUGGUUCAUUUUUGAGGAUUGCUGGUUACCUAGAAAACACAUUACUACCAAAGAACAGAAGACAAAGUAAAAACUGGGAAAGGUGGCUUUUUUUUUU
Messenger RNA from Peromyscus californicus insignis, 8154 nucleotides. It is a transcript of the gene Stap1, whose product is annotated as signal transducing adaptor family member 1. The record is from RefSeq and is a predicted model, not a curated record. Lineage: Eukaryota; Metazoa; Chordata; Mammalia; Rodentia; Cricetidae. The transcript is spliced from 9 exons. Gene Ontology annotation, biological process: cell surface receptor protein tyrosine kinase signaling pathway; positive regulation of B cell receptor signaling pathway. Gene Ontology annotation, molecular function: signaling adaptor activity; protein kinase binding. Bases 59 to 952 code for a protein of 297 amino acids.